Amphiprion ocellaris (clown anemonefish) is the source of this 4437-nucleotide messenger RNA. RefSeq names its product glucosidase, alpha; neutral C (gene ganc). Gene Ontology annotation, biological process: N-glycan processing; carbohydrate metabolic process. Gene Ontology annotation, molecular function: carbohydrate binding; alpha-1,4-glucosidase activity. Bases 135 to 2810 code for a protein of 891 amino acids. NCBI's taxonomy places the organism in Eukaryota, Metazoa, Chordata, Actinopteri, Pomacentridae. The record is from RefSeq and is a predicted model, not a curated record. The transcript has 24 exons.
UGUCACUUCCUGCAUGUGAUCUGUGCAGCUCCUCCGGUGUCAGGAGGAUAAAAGAGGCUAAACCUGAAGAAUAAGGAAGCUGCUGCUGGUAGAAGAAGAAGACAACCGACUGUGAGGUUUUAAUUCUGCUGAAUAUGGAGGAGAAUCAGGAUGUUGUCAGUGUCGUCCCUGAAGAUGAGGGCAAAGACAAGUUCAAGAAAAGCGAGCAUGUUGCUUUUUACAGGCGACAGAUUCAGGGUCCAAACUUGCAGCAUCGAGCCCUUUUGGACACGAUGGCUCUCACUGAGACAGGAGCUCGUUUGGAAUUAUUGCAACCAGAAACACAGACCAGACUGCUGCUUUCUUUAUCGCCUUGUAAACGUGACACUGUGAGGAUAUUAAUAGAUGAACUGCAGCCCAUUAAAGCUCGAUACCGAGUUCCGGAUGUUCUAACCGAAGAGCUGCAGUGUGAACCGUUGAGAGUCGACCAGCAUACCAAAGACUCAGUCACUCUUUCCUGGUCUUCUGGACGUCACCAGGCCCGAGUUUGGCAUUUUCCUUUCCGUCUGGAGAUCCUGUGUGAGAACAAAGUCAUAGUUACGUUCAACGCUAAAGGAAAGCUGUGGUUUGAGGCGCUGCAGGAUCCUCCCAGUGUUUUUGUUCAGGAGGACGACUCGUUAUGGAAGGAGACGUUCAGACAGUUUGUGGAUAUAAAGGCUAAUGGCCCCAGCAGCAUCGGAGCGGAUCUUUGUCUUCACGGAUUCAGAAAUGUUUACGGUUUACCAGAACAUUCUGACGAUCUGCGGCUCAGAGACACGAGAGACAGUGAACCUUACCGACUGUACAACUUGGAUGUUUUCGCCUACGACCUCCACAGUCGUCUGGGCCUGUAUGGAUCUGUACCGCUGCUGGUGGCCCAUAAACCGGACAGAACUCUGGGAGUGUUUUGGCUCAACGCAUCCGAGACUUUUGUAAACGUACAGUAUUCACCCACUGAUAGGCAGAAAACUCCCCCGGCGAACAGGAGGAAGGUUCGUCCUCGGACCGACGUCCGCUGGAUGUCAGAGAGCGGCGUCAUCGACUGCACCGUUCUGCUCGGGCCAAAUCCUCAGCAGCUCUUCAGCCAGUUCGCUCAGCUGACAGGGUUUCAGGCCCUGCCUCCUCUGUUCGCCCUCGGGUAUCACCAGAGCCGCUGGAACUACGACGACGAGGCCGACGUGGAGGCUGUGGACGCCGGAUUCAAUCACCACGGCAUCCCGUAUGAUGUCAUCUGGCUGGACAUCGAGCACACGGACGGGAAGCGAUACUUCACCUGGGACCCCGUUUGUUUUCCUGAACCGACCCGACUGCAGCGUCGCCUGGAGCAGAAGAAGAGGAAGUUGGUGGUUAUAAAUGACCCUCAUAUCAAGGUGGAUCCUGAUUGGUCGCUCUACUGCGAGGCCAGAGAUGGAGGACAUUUUGUUAAAGACAGAGAAGGACAGAUUUAUAGAGGAACAUGCUGGCCAGGUGACUCCUCUUAUCUGGAUUUCAGCAGCCCAGAAACUCGAUCCUGGUACUCCGGGUGCUUCAGCUUGGAUAAAUACAAGGGAUCGACAUCGUCCUUACAUGUGUGGAACGACAUGAACGAACCGUCUGUGUUUAACGGACCUGAGCAGACGAUGCCGAAGGACGCAGUGCAUUCUGGGGGCUGGGAGCACCGCGACCUACACAACCUGUACGGGUUUUACCAGCACAAGGCCACAGUGGAGGGUCUGAUAACUCGCUCUGGAGGCUCAGAAAGACCUUUUGUUCUUUCACGUUCCUUCUUUGCCGGGUCACAGAAAUUUGGAGCGAUAUGGACGGGAGACAACGUGGCCAGCUGGGAAUAUCUGAAGAUCUCUCUUCCGAUGCUUCUGUCUCUGAGCUUGGCAGGAAUCGCCUUCUGUGGAGCUGAUGUCGGAGGGUUUUUUCAGGAUCCAGAGCCGGAGUUGUUGGUUCGUUGGUACCAGGCAGCCGCCCUGCAGCCGUUUUUCAGAGGUCAUUCAGCCAAGAUGAUGAAGCGUCGAGAGCCAUGGCUGUUUGGAGAAGAAGUUACAGCCGCGAUCCGUACUGCAAUCCAGCAAAGGUACUGUUUGCUGCUCUACUGGUACACAUUGUUCCAUCAGGCUCAUACUGCUGGUUUACCUCCACUCAGACCUCUGUGGGUGGAGUUCCCCAGAGAGCAUAACACCUUCACCGUGGACCACCAGUACAUGAUCGGAGGAGCGCUGCUGGUUUGUCCUGUAACAGAACCAGGUGUUCAAGAAGUCGAAGUUUUACUUCCUGGAUCUGGUGAGAUUUGGUAUAACGUUCAUUCUGCAGCGGCAUACAGAGGAGGAAGAACUCUGAGUCUUCCAGUCACUCUGAACACAGUUCCAGUGUUCCAGCGUGGUGGAUCAGUGAUCUGCAGAUCAGAAGGACAUUUCUCCUGCACAGCUGAUCUCCAGCGGCUCCCCAUCUCCAUCACUGUGGCUUUAAAUAAUCAGGGCGUCGCUGCUGGUGAGUUGUACCUGGACGACUUCCACUCCUUCAGAUACCGAGAUGCCAAGUCCUUCUGUCUGCGCAGGUUUGACAUGCGGUCCGGCUGGCUGUUCUGCCGUGCUGCCGGUGGAGAAGGAACGUUUGACUGCGACACCGUGGUUCAGUCGGUUACUGUUCUGGGAGUAAAGACCAAACCGUCCGCUGUGACUGUGCAUGUGCCAGGUACUGAGGCCUUGUCUACUGGAUUUCAGUUCAUAGAAACCUGCUGCAUGUUGCUGCUCAGCAGCCUGAAGCUCAGAGUGAUGACGGACUGGGAGAUACGCAUCAGUUAACUGGGAAUAUGGAAUAUGGUUUUUGUUAAUCAUGUGACAAGAGCACUGGGUAAAAGUCAUCACUAAUUGCACUAACUGGAAAGUACAGCCACGUGGUGCUGACAAAUCCCUCCACAGAUUUCUGCUUUUUUUGUGGAGGGAAGUUUGAUGAUCAAUUCAAAAUCAGGCACAUUUUAUUUAAUUUUUUUUUUCUAUCGACUCGUGCACCAUUUUUUCCAAAUGCCCACAUCUGUUGUUAAAACGAGAAAGAAGAAGUUGCCUCAUGCUUGUAACUUGUUAUUGUGCUUUGUUUAUGGUUAUUGUACUUGUAGCUGCCAUCUUGAUUUGUUUCAUGAUUUGAAUGCCUGCAAACUGCUUUCUCAUCAUUACCUGCCCUCCUAUAUGAUGUGAAGGCCAAAUGUCACUAGUACAGACUGCAUAUAAAAGAUGGACAAAACUACCAUCCUGAACCCUCCAGUUUGGCAUUUGAUUGUCAUCAUUUUGGUCUUUUGAAACCUGAUGUAACAUAGGAGUGAUGGAGCUGACUGAGAACUUGACAUGCAAAGCAAUCACAAGGUGGCCCAGCCCUAAAACAUACCCUGAUUUAUUGUCUAUCUUCCUCUAUAUAGAACCAAAAUUUACUAAAUUAGAAUUACAUUGUAUUAAAGGAGGCUUUAAUCUAUCAGUUGAGUCCAUAAACUCAUUAGGAACAUGUUUAGUGAGGUAGCAAAUCAAGUCAGAAGUUGGAUCAUUUUCUCAUACACUUCUAGAUAAUUUGACUUAUUUUGCAACCAGAGAAAGCUCCCCCUGCUGGCUGUUAGAAAGAUUACAGGUUUAAGGCACUUCCAUGUUCGCUUCAUUGGAGUCUACCUACAUCUUCUAUAUAUACACUACUGUUCAAAAGUUUGGGGUCACUUAGAAAUGUCCUUAUUUUUGAAAGAACAGCAGUGAUAAACCAGGACAUAGAACUAAAGUCAGGAAAAACUAUUCAAAUCUAUGCCAAAUUUUGAUUUAUAGUGGAUUUUUAUUUGAACAGUUGGUUUCUUCUAGCUGGAAAUAACAGUCACACAUUGUGUAAGGUGAUGAAUUUUAACUAUUUCUUUGCUUUUCGAGCUUAACUAAUAGUUUAGCUUCUAUCUCUUCACCUAUCUACACCUGAAAACAACAUAGGAGGUGUGUUUUGAAGAGUAAAAACAGGUUUAACGCUGGAAGAAAAGCAAAAAUAUGCACAGUACUGUGACUGGGGUCAUUUAGAAAUGUCCAUAUUUUUGAAAGAAAAUCUUUUUUUUUUUUCAAUGAAGAUAGCAUUAAACGAAUCAUAAAUCCAGUCUAGACAUUGUUAAUGUGGUUAAUGACUAUUCUAGCUGGAAACGGCUGAUUUUUAAUGGAAUAUAUCCAUAGAGGUUCAGAGGAACAUUUCCAGCAACCAUCACUCCUGUGUUCUAAUGCUACAUUGUGUUAACUAAUGGUGUUGAAAGGAUAAUUGAUGAUUAGAAAACCCUUGUGCAGUUAUGUUAGCGCCACUGUUCCCUCUAAGCUGCGCGCUUGCGCAAUUGCGCACUGCUGACACGGUCUCCGCGCACAGAAAAUCGCGCACAAAAAAAAAAUCCAACCUAAACUGUAAAUAAAAUAAACAAGUAACAAUUCA